This is a messenger RNA of Hemicordylus capensis (graceful crag lizard), 4606 nucleotides long. RefSeq names its product microtubule affinity regulating kinase 2 (gene MARK2). The transcript has 19 exons. Bases 555 to 2930 code for a protein of 791 amino acids. The record is from RefSeq and is a predicted model, not a curated record. Gene Ontology annotation, cellular component: cytoplasm. NCBI's taxonomy places the organism in Eukaryota, Metazoa, Chordata, Lepidosauria, Squamata, Cordylidae. Gene Ontology annotation, biological process: microtubule cytoskeleton organization; protein phosphorylation; intracellular signal transduction. Gene Ontology annotation, molecular function: ATP binding; protein serine/threonine kinase activity; tau-protein kinase activity.
GGAGCUGUCGCCGUCGAGGGCCGGUUUCGGGUGUUUCCGGAAGGCAGGCGGAACUUCCCGAAGCCCGGCGGAGGCGGCCAUGUUGGGAGCCGCCGCCGCUGUGUGUAGCUGAGGGGCGGCGAGCUGAGCUCGGGCACCGGCGGUGACGGAGAGACGGUGUCCGAGCCCGGCUUGGGAGGCGCGGCGGCCUCCGCCCGGCCCUAGACUCGCUUCGGCGGCCCGGUUCCCCCCUACUUCGGCGUUCCCGACCGGUGCGGCCUAGUCCUCGCGCCUCAUCCCCGGCCUCGCGUGAUCCGUCAAGCCGGGCACCCCGCACCCUAGCCCGGCGGAGCGGGCACCCCAUGUAGAGCUGGUGCUGGUGCCUUCCAGCUGCCCAGGGAGCCCCAGUUCCCCCAUGCUGGUGGCCUGGCCGCCCCCCUCGUCGUGAGGAGGAGGAGGAAGAAGAGGAGGAGAAGGACGACCACCCCCUUCCAGCUGGGGCAGGCCGGAGGAGAAGAGGAAGGAGCCGAGCAGCUGGGCCGGGGGCGCCCCCUCGGGCCCUGCCAGCGGGAGCCAUGUCGAACAGCGGCCGGAGCCCCCUGCCGACCCUCCCUGAACGCGACACGGAGCCGCCGGCCUUGGGACAUCCGGAGUCCAAGCCCAGCACAAAGUCCAACAUGCUGCGAGGCCGCACCCCGGCCACCUCUGCUGACGAGCAGCCGCACAUCGGGAACUACCGCUUGCUGAAGACCAUCGGCAAAGGCAACUUCGCCAAGGUCAAGUUGGCGCGGCACGUCCUAACGGGGAAAGAGGUGGCGGUGAAGAUCAUUGACAAGACACAGCUGAACUCAUCCAGCUUACAGAAGCUCUUCCGGGAAGUGCGAAUAAUGAAGGUUUUGAAUCAUCCCAACAUAGUUAAAUUAUUUGAAGUCAUAGAGACAGAUAAGACACUGUACCUCGUCAUGGAAUACGCCAGUGGAGGCGAGGUGUUUGACUACUUAGUAGCCCACGGAAGGAUGAAAGAGAAGGAAGCGCGUGCAAAAUUCCGACAGAUAGUGUCUGCUGUGCAGUACUGUCACCAAAAAUUCAUUGUACAUAGAGACUUGAAGGCCGAGAACCUCCUCUUAGACGCCGACAUGAACAUUAAAAUCGCCGACUUUGGCUUCAGCAACGAGUUCACGUUUGGCAACAAGCUGGACACCUUCUGCGGGAGCCCCCCGUACGCCGCGCCCGAGCUUUUCCAGGGCAAGAAGUACGACGGGCCCGAGGUGGACGUCUGGAGCCUGGGGGUCAUUCUCUACACACUGGUCAGCGGCUCGCUGCCCUUUGACGGGCAGAACCUCAAGGAGCUGCGGGAACGGGUCUUGAGGGGGAAGUACCGGAUUCCCUUCUACAUGUCCACAGACUGUGAGAACCUGCUGAAAAAAUUCCUCAUCCUCAACCCUAGCAAGAGAGGCACUUUAGAGCAAAUUAUGAAAGACCGCUGGAUGAAUGUGGGGCACGAGGACGACGAACUGAAGCCUUACGUGGAGCCUCUGCCCGACUACAAGGACCCCCGGCGGACAGAGCUCAUGAUAUCCAUGGGAUACACGCGGGAGGAGAUCCAGGACUCCUUAGUCAGCCAGAAGUACAACGAAGUCAUGGCCACAUAUCUGCUGCUAGGAUACAAGAACUCCGAGCUCGACAACGAUAGCAUUACCCUGAAGCCACGCCCCCAGCCCGAGCUCACCAACAGCAUCGCCCCCUCGCCCUCGCACAAGGUGCAGCGCAGCGUCUCGGCCAACCCCAAGCAGCGCCGCUUCAGCGACCAAGUGCCCACCAUCCCGACGUCCACCUCGUACUUCAAGAAGACGCAGGCGGCCAACGCAGAGAACAAGCGGCCCGAAGAGGAGCGGGAGGCGGGGCGGGGCGGAGAGCGCAAAGCCAACAGCACCGUCAAGGUGCCCGCCAGCCCGCUGCCCGGCCUGGAGAGGAAGAAGAGCACCCCCACCCCUUCCACAAACAGCGUCCUCUCUACCAGCAGUACGAACCGGAGCCGAAAUUCGCCCAUGCUGGAGCGCGGCAGCUUGGGGCAGAACUCCAUCCAGAACGGCAAAGAUAGCCUAACCACUCCGGGCUCCAGGGCCUCCACUGCUUCGGCUUCCGCCGCCAUGAGCUCCGCGCGCCCGCGCCAGCACCAGAAAUCCAUGUCUGCCUCGGUCCACCCCUCCAAGCCCGCGCUGCCCCCCUCCGACACUAACUGUGAGGCGCAGCGACCCAGCACCGCCCCCCAGAGGGUCCCUGGUGCCUCCCCUUCGGCCCACAACAUCAGCAGCGCCCUCCCCGAGUGCACCAACUUCCCGCGGAGUGUCCCCAGCCGCCGGACCUUCCACGCCGGGCAGCUCCGACAGGUCCGGGACCAGCAGAACCUCCCCUACGGCCUCACGCCUGCCUCGCCCUCCGGGACCAGCCAGGGCCGGCGCGGUGCCUCCGGAAGCCUCUUCAGCAAGUUCACUUCCAAGUUUGUGCGCAGAAAUCUGUCUUUCAGGUUUGCCAGAAGGAACCUGCAUGAGCCCGAAAGCAAAGACCGCGUGGAGACGCUGAGGCCUCACAUGAUGGGCGGCGGCGGCGGCGGGGACAAGGAGCAGCCGGACGAGAACCGGGAGGCCAAGCCGCGCUCGCUGCGCUUCACCUGGAGCAUGAAGACGACCAGCUCCAUGGAGCCCAACGAGAUGAUGAAGGAGAUCCGGAAAGUGCUGGACGCUAACAACUGCCAGUGCGAGCUGCAGGAGAAGUACAUGCUCCUGUGCAUGCACGGGGCGCCGGGCCACGAGGCCUUUGUGCAGUGGGAGAUGGAGGUCUGCAAGCUCCCCCGCCUCUCCCUCAACGGCGUCCGCUUCAAGCGGAUAUCGGGCACCUCCAUGGCCUUCAAGAACAUUGCCUCCAAAAUCGCCAACGAACUCAAGCUUUAACAGGCCCCCCCGGGGUGGGGGGGCCCCAGCCUGCACGCACGCAUGGGGUGUGGGGUAGGAGUAAAGCUGCAAUUCCACUCUGGAAGGGUUUAUUUUUUGAUACCCUGGUGCAGGGCGGGGGGCGGCGGGAGCGGGGCGGCUGGCCUGACAGUGUGUGUGGGGGGGGAGAUCCCCUCCUCCCUCCCCUUCUCCUCCCCCCCCCUCCGCCGCCCGCUGCUGGAUCUCCAUGGAGACGGAGUGCGUGGGGUAGUGGCUGGCAGCCACCCGGCCGGUCUCCGUGGCAACCGUGGUGGGAGUGUACCAGGGGCUGUUGGUCUCUAUAGCGACAGUGGUGUUGGGGAGCAUCCCUCUUGGUCUCCGCGGCGACAUGGUACUUUCCUCUCUCUUUUUUGUUGCACAUGAGACAGGGUUUUAAAUUACCAAACACGUUACCUCCUCCUGCUCCUCCUCCUCCGUGUCCUGGUGGCGGUUUAGGGUCUGGGGCACAAAGGCGCAGGGUGUGCGUUUCUGCAAGGGGGAGAGAAGGGGGAAGGCCACGCCUUCCUCAGGGCAUCAUUGCAGGCUGAGUGAAGGGGGGUGUGUGGCUUGGAGGGGACUCCUCUCGAAACCCUCCCGCCCUGAAGCCACGGAGGAGGAGGAGGAGGGUGACGGGAUUUUAGCCAGACACCCCUUGGUGGAGGGAACAAAGAGUGGGGGGGGGGAGGCGCGCUCCGAACUCACACCCAGAGCCCCUGCCUCCUCCACCCUCCCGUGGCUCCUGGGAGGCGCCAGUCGGAGGGGGCUGUCCUGCUCUGCCCAGCCUCCUGCUCCAGAGAGCGAGUCCUUCCCUCUGCCCCGCUGAUCGCCCCGUCCUCUGUGCUGUCCCCCAAAACCCUUUGGCAGAAGCACACACACCCCCGGUGGUGGUGGCGGCCUGCAUGGGGCGCCUCCAGCCUCUUGCCCGCUUCCCGGGAGCCGGCGUGGGCUUGUUGACCUCCGGGCCCUCGUUGGGGGCAGAGCAGUGUCUGCUGCUGGUGCAGCUGCCCAUUCCUGAAGGAUCCAGGGGCCGUGGGGGCCCAGGAGGGAGAGCUGUGGGGUAGAAGCCUGCAGUGGGGAGGACCUUGUGGGCUUCCGCCCAGCCAGGCACCGUGCUUGCUCCCCAGGGUGUCCACCAGAGAUGGGUCCUCUCCUUUGCUGCACCACCAAAGCAGGAGAGCACCACCACCCCCUUUUUAAAGGCCCACAUCUCCCCCCUUCUUUCCAAAGCACAAGAGACAAAACAGGAACCUGGCUGCAGGUACCCCUGCCCUCCCCACCCCUGGCAAACCCUCCUUCCAGCUCCCGUCUUUCCACUUGAGAAUGUAUCCUCGAUCCCUGUUGGGGUGGUUGGGCUCCCCCCCAGUCUGUGCUGAGCUCCCUCAACCCUCCCGCUGUUUCUCUCUCUCACACACAUGCGCGCGCACACACACACACACACACACACACACACAAAUCCGGUUUGUAUAUAACUGUACUGAUACCUCGGUUUUGUGAGUGGUUAAUUUUUGUUUGUUUUAAUUCUGAUCACAAAAAAAAUGCCUUUUUAAAAAGAGAAAAUCAUGUCCCUUUUCUGUCCGUUCCCCGCCCCCCUCUCCCUCUAGGGACGCUGCCGUUGGAUGUAGUUUUACAGGUUAUAGAUUAAAACUUUCCAGAAAGCA